Messenger RNA from Trichoderma asperellum CBS 433.97, 1581 nucleotides. RefSeq lists its product as uncharacterized. Lineage: Eukaryota; Fungi; Ascomycota; Sordariomycetes; Hypocreales; Hypocreaceae. The record is from RefSeq and is a predicted model, not a curated record.
AUGGCGUCGUCAUCGAAUCCCUUCCGCAAGCCUGCGACGCAGCAUGCAGAGAGUCGCUAUCCGGCAAUCGAUUCUAUAAGCUCCGUCCAGCUGUUUCCGCCUCCCAAGACGAGCUUCCGCGACGAAAAUGUGCCUCCUGCGGCCGCGCAAUCACCCUCCCAGAAAGCCAAGGUGGUGAAAAAGGUCCGCGUGCUGUCACCGCCUCCGCGGUCGCCCGACUCGCCAGAGUUGACGGCCAGCUACUUCAACCCUGCCGUACAAGCACAAUCAUAUGCACAAGAUCAAGAUCCCUUCAGCAACGCUGUGGUCGACGAGAACAGCUGGGAGGAUGCAUCCGCUACCCCACCCCCUCAGCCGGCUCUUCCGCAGGCACGGCAACCGCUGAUGGAGACGCAGACGCAGAGGCCGGUGCAGACCGUGGUCAAUCCCUUCAGCAAGAAGAAGGCGCAAGACGCUGGCAAUUCUAAGGACCUGAAGGAAGAUCUGCGGGAGGAGGGCGAGGCGCUGAGGGCGGCCCAGUCUGCAAGGCGGUCCUUGAACGUCGAUUCAUUCAAGCGAUUGCUUAUGACGGGCGAUGCGAGCCCGCUCAACUCCACAUCUCCAACGGACUCUCCAUCCGACCACGAUCGGAUCGAUCGUCCAAAGCCUACACAGGAUGCUCCAGCUGCAGCACGAACCAACAAGGAGAAGAAAGCUCCUCCACCGCCUCCAAGCUCCAGACACGGAAAGGUGAUCAAGUCCGAGCAGAAUGUCACCAGCUCUGAGAGUACUAUCAGCAGCCCCGUAGAAAAGCUAGCUGAGCCGGUUGCGCAACACAAGGAACCGUCUCGGCCUGUGCUGUCUCGAGAGAGCUCGGCAAGCAGCAACUCUUCGAUAGAGGAUCUACCUGUGAAAUUUGAUAGUCACCCUGCCGAGUUUACAUCCAGCCCCGAUCAAAUGGAUGCUUCUACAACCCCUCCAAACACUGCCAAAAAGGCUGUACCGGUCCCUCCACCCAGACGACAGCCUCGGAUCGAGGUGAAAACAAACGCCCUGGAUUCUCAAGAGAAUGAACCGCCUCCACGCACGUCGAUGGACUCGGUUCUGUCCAGGUCCGGCAGUGUCCGCCAGAGCACCAAUGCGCCAGCGCCUCCGCCACCCCGGAGAACAACUUCGAGCUCGAGGCCUCCAAGCUAUGCAGGCACACCGCAAUCUUCUACACACAUAUAUGCCCCCGAAUUUGAUCCACCAAGAACCUCCCUCGACUCAGCAAGGCCCAUGGCGCCUCCACCACCACCCACGCGCAAUCCAUCUACUCGCCGCCCUCAGAGUUUAUACGGCCUAGAGUCCUCUCAACGGAGAGCCAUGACCGAAAUUAAACCACGAGAUACCGUGGCCCCUCCACCGCCCCCUUCAAGGAGUCAAAGCAGCACAGGUGGGCGGUCUGGACGAACAAGCCUAGAUUCGGCCAGAAAACCAAGAACAUCUGCAGAUGAUUUUAGCGACCUCAAUGAGCAAUACCUGGGCCAAAGCGUGGACAUACUCGCUGACCUUGAAUCGCUACAAAGAGAGGUGGAUGCUUUGAGAGGGAAGAUAAAUUGA